Molecule: messenger RNA, 225 nt
Organism: Triticum turgidum subsp. durum (durum wheat)
Lineage: Eukaryota; Viridiplantae; Streptophyta; Magnoliopsida; Poales; Poaceae
Source: the annotation of a GenBank genome assembly
AUGGCUCGUACUAAGCAGACUGCUCGUAAGUCCACUGGAGGAAAGGCUCCUAGGAAGCAGCUAGCCACAAGGUUUGCUGCCCGUAAGUCUGCUCCCACAACUGGAGGAGUGAAGAAGCCUCAUCGUUACCGCCCUGGAACUAUUGCUCUUUGUGAGAUCCGCAAGUACCAGAAGAGCAUGGAGCUACUCAUCAGGAAGCUUCCAUUCCAGAGGCUUGUUAGGUAG